This is a messenger RNA of Oryza sativa Japonica Group (Japanese rice), 2567 nucleotides long. The record is from RefSeq and is a predicted model, not a curated record. NCBI's taxonomy places the organism in Eukaryota, Viridiplantae, Streptophyta, Magnoliopsida, Poales, Poaceae.
UUCAGUUUCCUCCUCAUUAUUCCUCCUCUUCCCCCCUCGCCGCUUACAACAUCCAUCCCCAAACCCGCAUUCAAAACAAGCAACCCUCCUCCCGAAUCGAACAAGGAAACAGAUAUCGCCUCUAAAACCCCCAUCGUCUCGUCUCGUCUCGUUCCCCUCUCCAUCUUCCGCGGCUUUCCGCGCGAUCCACCGAUCCGGUUUCCCCGCGCCGUGCCCGGAGUCGGCGCUCCAUUCCCGCGCCGGGUUUUGGGGUGGUGUGUUGAUGCGGCGGGAUUCGAGCCCUGGCCUGUGAGUUGGGCGUCGGCUCGGCGGCUGCGGGGUCGGCGCGGGCGCGGACGCGGCGGAUGUCUGCUAUGAGGCGGCGGCCGGUGCUGCCGACUCACCAGGACGACAUGGAGAAGGUGGGCGGGAAGCCGCCGCAGUCGCGCCUCUGCUUCCUCGCCACGCUCUGCGCCAUGUUCUGGGUCCUCAUCUUCUACUUCCACUUCUUCGUCAUCGCCAACGAGCCUGGCUCCGCGGGGGCGGACACCGCCGCCGGCGCCGCGGCGAGCAUUGCCCGCGCAGAACUUCCGCUCCCCGAACCCGAGCGCGUCUCCGAUCCCGCGGUUCCCCUCCCUCCGCCUGCCCUCGUCUCGGAGCCGCCACCUACCACCGCUACUGUCGCCAAAGUGGAAGAUGAGGAGAAGCCCACGGCCGUCGCCCACCAGGAGGCGGCGCCCAGGGAUUACGCGUUCCAGCGAGCGCUCAAGACCGCGGAGAACAAGAGCGACCCGUGCGGCGGCCGGUACAUCUACGUGCACGAGCUGCCGCCGCGGUUCAACGACGACAUGCUCCGGGAGUGCGAGAGGCUCAGCCUCUGGACCAAUAUGUGCAAGUUCAUGAGCAACGAAGGGCUUGGUCCGCCGUUGGGCAACGAGGAAGGGGUGUUCUCCAACACCGGCUGGUACGCGACGAACCAGUUUAUGGUGGAUGUCAUCUUCAGGAACCGGAUGAAGCAGUACGAGUGCCUGACCAAGGACUCGUCCAUCGCUGCCGCGGUGUUUGUGCCGUUCUACGCCGGGUUUGAUGUGGCGAGGUAUCUUUGGGGGCACAACAUUUCGACGAGGGAUGCCGCGUCGCUGGAUUUGAUAGAUUGGCUGAGGAAGAGGCCUGAAUGGAAUGUGAUGGGCGGGCGUGACCAUUUCUUAGUUGGCGGCAGGAUUGCGUGGGAUUUCAGGCGCUUGACGGACGAAGAGUCGGAUUGGGGCAACAAGCUGCUUUUCAUGCCGGCUGCGAAGAAUAUGUCGAUGUUGGUGGUGGAGUCAAGCCCAUGGAAUGCCAAUGAUUUUGCGAUACCAUAUCCUACUUACUUCCACCCUGCCAAGGAUGCUGAUGUUUUGCUUUGGCAGGAUAGAAUGAGGAGCCUGGAACGACCAUGGUUGUUCUCGUUUGCUGGGGCUCCUCGUCCUGAUGAUCCCAAGUCUAUCAGAAGUCAGCUUAUUGAUCAAUGCAGGACAUCAAGUGUCUGUAAAUUGCUGGAGUGUGAUCUUGGGGAGAGCAAGUGCCAUUCCCCUAGCGCAAUCAUGAAUAUGUUCCAGAACUCUUUGUUCUGCUUGCAGCCCCAAGGUGAUUCGUAUACGAGAAGAUCUGCCUUCGACUCGAUGCUGGCUGGUUGCAUUCCUGUUUUCUUUCAUCCUGGUUCAGCGUAUGUCCAAUAUACGUGGCAUCUUCCGAAGAACUAUACACGGUACUCUGUCUUCAUCCCUGAAGAUGGCGUCCGUAAGGGAAAUGUCAGCAUUGAGGACAGGCUUAAAAGUAUCCAUCCAGAUAUGGUCAAGAAGAUGAGGGAAGAGGUCAUUAGUCUCAUCCCAAGGGUGAUAUAUGCUGAUCCAAGGUCAAAGCUGGAGACCCUGAAGGAUGCAUUCGAUGUUUCUGUAGAGGCAAUAAUUAACAAGGUGACACAGUUGAGAAGAGAUAUCAUCGAAGAUCAUGAAGAUAAAGAUUUUGUUGAAGAGAAUAGCUGGAAGUAUGAUCUGUUGGAAGAAGGGCAGAGGACAAUUGGGCCUCAUGAAUGGGACCCGUUCUUCUCUAAGCCCAAGGACAAGGGUGGAGAUUCUACUAAUCCAUCUACUAAUGCUGCCAAGAACUCCUGGAAAAACGAACAAAGAGGUCAGAACUAAAAUACAGGUAGUUAGAUAUGUGAUCGAGGAAAGGAACUAGAUAUCCUCUCUAGAGAAGCUCCUUGCAAAUACCUUGCCCAUAUGUCAAAGAUCCUCCAACGCAGUAGCUCUGAUGAUCAUGUAUGUUCUUGAUGAUCUAGCCCCUACAGGUGUAAGUGGUGGUAGAAAAGAUGCUUGGGGAAAAAAAUGCACGGCCUUCGAGUUGCCCUUAUAAAUACCAUUUCACACUCUAUUUUUGUUUUGCUUUGCUCAAUAAUCCUUUGUAAGUCCUUACGGGAUUUAUAGGUAUAUCAAUUUUGCUGUUGUUUCUGUUUUGUUUGCUUUGAUCUGUAUGUGUAUGGUUUAGAAUUUGUGUAUACUACCUUUUUAUACUCACAAUUAGUAAGCAAUCAAAGAGAUUUUUGUAGA